Molecule: messenger RNA, 2391 nt
Organism: Trichophyton verrucosum HKI 0517
Lineage: Eukaryota; Fungi; Ascomycota; Eurotiomycetes; Onygenales; Arthrodermataceae
Exons: 3
Biological process (GO): L-histidine biosynthetic process
Cellular component (GO): cytoplasm
Molecular function (GO): phosphoribosyl-AMP cyclohydrolase activity; histidinol dehydrogenase activity; NAD binding
Source: RefSeq, a predicted model, not a curated record
AUGGCGCUGCCAUUCCUGCUCUCCCAUACACCCGAGUCGAGCUCCACGGAGGGCCUCAGCCUUAGGCAGAUCUCGUACUUCGGCAGGGUUCUUAUAAAGCCAUCGAGCGUCGACUUCGCUCUCUCCUUUGUCCGAGAUAGCUUCUCCUUGCUGGAUGUCUGCAUUGAUGCGACAGCCUUCACGGAUGUGGCAGACAUCGUCGACGUUCUCAACACUGGAGCAAUCCUUGCCUUUGUAACGCUUGACCAGCUCCAGACGCUUUCAAGAGAGCAGAGUGUCCCUUCGUCACGAAUAGUGGUGCUCGUAUCAUCUGCUUCUGAAGUGCUUGAAUUGAAGAAGUGGGUGGCUGAAGAUGCUGAGCGGAAAGAGAUUGGCGUCAAUUGCGCUUCGUCCGAGGCAUUGGAUACUGUUGUAUCCGAAUUGUCAGACGACUCUUCCGUUAAGACGAUCUAUAGGUCCAACGAUGGCUCAACAAGUCAGACGGCCCUCCUGACUAGCGAGCAGGAGGGUGUUGUUAGCAUUAUUCCUUCUGCUAUUCUGUCUGCAGAGAAAGAAGAGCUUUCACCCGCAAAGUUCCUGGUUGCUGGAGCUGUUCCAGAUAGCAACACCGGGUUAUAUGCUACCACUGUCACAGAUGAGCGUGGAAUCUCGCUAGGACUUGUCUGGAGCAGUGACAAGAGCGUUGUUGAAGCCAUUAGGACCGGAACUGGGGUGUAUCAGAGCCGGAAACGCGGACUUUGGUACAAAGGAGCCUCGAGUGGUGACACCCAGGAACUUGUCCGAGUUGGCUUGGACUGUGACAAUGAUUGCCUUGUCUUCGUAGUUAGACAGAAAGGGAGAGGCUUCUGUCACCUCGGAACUGCUAGCUGCUUUGGGGCAUAUAAUGGCCUUUCCCGCCUACAGCAUACCCUGCAAACUCGGAAAGAAAGUGCACCCCCUGGAUCGUAUACCUCUCGUCUAUUCAAUGACCCCAAAUUGUUGGAAGCCAAGAUAAUGGAGGAAGCGGAAGAGUUAUGUCAAGCGUCAGAAAAGGAAGAAGUUGCCUCUGAAGCUGCCGAUUUGAUUUACUUUGCUCUUACAAAGUGCAUUUCCUCUGGCGUGUCUCUUGAAGAUGUCGAGAGAAAUCUUGACCUAAAGAGCCUAAAGGUGAAGAGAAGACAGGGGGAUGCAAAACCUGCGUGGUCUGAGAAACUUGGCCUCGCCUCUACCAAGGGGGGUUCCGGAGAACCAGCCAAAGAGGAUGCUAAACCCAAACCUCCAGCUGCAGAAGCAGAUGGAAAAAUUACAAUGAAAUGUUAUUUCACUGCAUCAACUCCACCAAAGGUCGUCCGAGAGGCUCUCCAAAGGCCUUCCCAAAAAUCCAACGAUGCAGUUGUCAACCUCGUUCGCCCCAUAAUUCAAGAUGUUCAGCAGAAUGAAGAUGCAGCAGUGCUCAAGUAUACCCACAAAUUCGAAAAGGCUACCUCCUUAACAUCACCUGUGCUGCUUGCUCCUUUCCCUGAAGAUUUGAUGAAAUUGUCUCCCGAGACUAAGGCCGCCAUUGACGUCAGCUACGAAAAUAUCCGGCGCUUCCACGCCGCCCAGCAAGAUGAAAAGCCGCUAUCUGUUGAAACCAUGCCGGGAGUAGUCUGCUCACGCUUUGUCCGUCCCAUCGAAAAGGUUGGCUUGUACAUACCCGGAGGCACGGCUGUACUGCCUUCAACCGCACUUAUGCUAGGCGUUCCUGCCAUGGUUGCCGGAUGCAAGAAUAUUGUAUUUGCAUCUCCGCCACGCUCCGACGGCAGUAUCUCUCCAGAGAUUGUAUACAUUGCCAAAAAGGUCGGAGCUGAUAGCAUUGUGCUUGCUGGUGGGGCCCAGGCUGUUGCAGCCAUGGCCUACGGCACCGAAAGCAUUACCAAAGUAGACAAGAUUCUCGGCCCAGGAAAUCAGUUUGUAACAGCUGCCAAGAUGUUCGUGUCAAACGAUACUUCUGCCGGCGUGGGUAUCGAUAUGCCCGCAGGACCUAGCGAGGUCCUCGUUAUCGCUGAUAAACACGCAAAUCCUGUCUUUGUUGCGUCAGACUUACUCAGUCAAGCAGAACACGGCGUUGAUUCUCAGGUUAUACUUAUCGCGGUCGACUUGAACGAAGCUGAGCUCAAGGCCAUUGAAGACGAACUUCACUCACAAGCCAUGGCUCUACCACGAGUAGACAUUGUUAGAGGAUCAAUAGCCCACUCCGUGACCUUUGUUGUCAAAAAUGUGGAGGAGGCCAUGACUCUGAGCAACGAGUAUGCCCCUGAGCAUCUGAUUCUCCAACUCAAGAAUGCAGCAGAUGUUGUUCCGCUUGUGCAAAAUGCCGGAAGUGUCUUUAUUGUGUUGGUGACUACUCUGCUGGCGUCAACCACUCCCUAC